Molecule: messenger RNA, 1164 nt
Organism: Effrenium voratum
Lineage: Eukaryota; Dinophyceae; Suessiales; Symbiodiniaceae
Source: the annotation of a GenBank genome assembly
AUGCGGAUGCGGCGAUUGCCGGGGCCGUUGCUCGCCUUUACCUAUGUUGGCACAGACCCGGUCCGCCUCGAGGAGAGCGCCCACUACGUGCCUCCUCCACGCUUCAAGGGCCGCUUCAGCAGCCUGCCGGCUCGGGCUCCGCCGGACGAGGCUGGUCGGCUCGCCUGGGCCGUGCAGCGCCUGGAGGUGGAGAAGGUGCGAGGCGUGCUGAAGAGAUGGCCACAUGGGGCUACCCUCAUUGAUGAUGAGGACAACACGCUCUUCCACUUGGCAGCAUCUCAGACGGGUCGCUGCGCAGCACAGCCGGAAGCGGCGAAAGAGGUGGUCUCGAUGCUCCUGCAGAGCGGCUGGGAAGUGGUGGACCAGAAGAACCGCUGGGGCGAACGCGCCGAGGGGGUGGCUGCACGCCUGGACCCCCGAGGAGCCGCUGAGCAGCUUAUGCGCUCGAGGUCCAGUGGCUGCGCAGAGGCAUUGAGGUCGCAGAAGCCGCUGCCGCUGCUGGGGGAAAUGUCGCCAAAGCCGUGGCAGUGGCAGUACCCCGUCCAGGAUGAGCAGCGAAGAAGCUACAUGGGGGUGAUCUUUCGCGCCUUUCCGGAAGAGACAUGCACGAAGUGGCUGCACACCUUGGUAUCAGAGGGCCACUGGAUCCAAAUUCCGGGCGUGCCCAGAAGAGUGAUUUGGUACGUGGACGAGGACUUUGCAGAUGUGCCGUACAGGUAUUCAGGAUUGGAGUUUGAGGCCACGCCGUACCCGGACUUCAUGCUGGAGAUCCGGGAGGAGCUGUGCAAGCUCUGCGGCAUCCCAGAGGGUGAAUAUCCCAACUCCUGCAACGUCAACAUCUACGACGAUCAGAGUCAGGAGGUUGGCUGGCACUCGGAUGACGAGGUUCUCUUUCAGGGCCUUGCGGGCGACACACGGAUCCUGUCCCUGUCGCUUGGAGCGUCUCGGGAUUUUUGCUGGAGGUUGCAAGGCACCUUGGAGAUGCUGGGCACCGUGCCACUGGGCGACGGGGACGUGGCAACCAUGGAAGGACUUUUCCAGAAGCACUACAAGCACUGUGUCCCGCCCAGCGACGAGCCCUGUGGAAAGCGCAUCAACUUGACCUUCCGCUGGAUCAAGGUGAAGGCUCACGCCGUGGAUGCAGACGUUCAGGCAGCGGAGUGA